Molecule: messenger RNA, 897 nt
Organism: Penicillium subrubescens
Lineage: Eukaryota; Fungi; Ascomycota; Eurotiomycetes; Eurotiales; Aspergillaceae
Product: shikimate dehydrogenase family protein
Exons: 1
Coding region: 1-897 (298 amino acids)
Biological process (GO): shikimate metabolic process; chorismate biosynthetic process
Cellular component (GO): cytoplasm
Molecular function (GO): shikimate 3-dehydrogenase (NADP+) activity
Source: RefSeq, a predicted model, not a curated record
AUGGCUCAAUUCUCAUCUUCGUCGAACGACGCCGUCGCGGCGAAGAACUUCCACAUCUUUGGGAAGGGUAUCUCUUUCAGCAUUUCACCUACAAUCCACAAUGCUGGAUUCACGCAUUAUGACCUUCCGUACAAAUACGACAUCCGAGAAUCCUCAAAUAUCGAUGGUGUGGCAGGAUUGAUCCUGGACGAGCAUUUCGGUGGUGCCAGCGUUACAAUGCCCCAUAAGUUGCAAGUACACAAGCUAUGUACCGACCAGACGGAAACCGCUCGCUUGAUUGGAGCAAUCAACACUCUCGUCGUCAAAGGAAAUGGCGAUGAGCGACGGAUCAUUGGCGAUAAUACAGAUUGGUCUGGACUGCACAGAAUCAUGUUGGAUUACGCGACAAGAAUAGGUCAACGGUCGAAUGUUGGCCUUGUCAUUGGCGCUGGAGGUGCUUCACGAGCAGCACUGUAUGCCAUGCACAAGGCAGGGAUCCAGCGCAUUUAUCUCGUCAAUCGAACCCUCGCCACGGCGGAGAAAGUCAGGGAAGAUUUCAAGUCUGUCUUCGAGAUCACGGUCAUCUCAAGUCUCGAAGAGCUCGUCGAACACCCAGAUGUUAUCGUGGGCACUGUUCCUGCCGAGACGACGACCGAGGAUCAAUUUUCCGCCAUAUUUGGAAUGCGUGGCCUUUGCAUUGAUAUGUCGUAUAAGCCAAGGCAGACACCACUGCUGAGUGUCGCUCACAGACAUGAGGGAUGGUACACCGUGACUGGAGUGGAAGUGUUGCUUGCUCAGGCAUACGAUCAAUUCCACCUUUGGACGGGCUGUGAGCCACCGAAGGAGAAAAUGAUUGAGGCUGUUGCUCAACAUGAGCGAGAGAACGCGAGGGGAGGAAGUAAGGGAGGGUUGCUUUGA